Molecule: messenger RNA, 1641 nt
Organism: Aspergillus welwitschiae
Lineage: Eukaryota; Fungi; Ascomycota; Eurotiomycetes; Eurotiales; Aspergillaceae
Product: cytochrome P450
Exons: 5
Coding region: 1-1641 (546 amino acids)
Molecular function (GO): heme binding; monooxygenase activity; oxidoreductase activity, acting on paired donors, with incorporation or reduction of molecular oxygen
Source: RefSeq, a predicted model, not a curated record
AUGGAUGCUCUACUUGAUCAUUAUUGGCCUUUUAACCUCGUCAUUGUAAGCCUCGUGGCUGCAGGAGUGCUUACAAUUGCGAUUCUAUCAUAUCUACGCUACCUCUAUUUUGAUUUCCCCAGUAUUCAAGGUAUUCCAGAAAUCCCUGGGGGUGAACUCCUGGCAGGCCAUCUGUACCAGUUGGGAAACGACCAUGCUACCACCGCAGAACGCUGGUCACUGAAGUUUGGCUGGCCCGUCUUUCAGAUCCGAAUGGGACACCGACGAGCGGUGGUGAUAAAUUCGUUCAAUGCCGCCCGGGACUGGAUGAUCAAAAACCAGUCCGCGACUUUGGACCGCCCAUCGUUCUACACCUUCCAUAAGGUAGUCUCUGCAACCUCGGCUGCCACGAUCGGAACAAGCCCUUGGGAUGAGCGGACGAAAAAGCAGCGACGAGUUGUCGGCUCCCUGACUACCGGCCCGGCUAUCCAGAAGUUACGACCCAUGUUAGAUCUAGAGACGUUUUCGAUGGUAUCAGGAAUCUAUAAUGACAGUCAAAACGGGCGCAUUGGUAUUGUUCCGCAUAUCUACCAGAAGCGCCUUGCGCUGAAUAUUAUGAUGAUGUUCUGCUACGGGACACGAUUCGAAUCUAUUACCGAUCCUCUGCUGCUCCAGAUCCUUGAAGACGCUAGCACUAUCGCAAGUUUCCGUUCUACCAACUCGAACCCACAAGACUUCAUUCCUUACUUAAGAUAUUGGAAGAAGGAAGGAAGGACUGCCACAGCUCUGGAGGUCCGUGAACGUCGGGAUAAAUGGUUGGCCACAAUGUUGGAUGGCGCUCGCGAAAGUAUCCGCCUGCGAACUGGAGAUAGGAAAUGUGUGGCCAAACUGUUGUUGACAGAUGAGCAGGAAGGCCUGACAAAACUCGAUGUCAAGACAAUACUCGGUGGCCUCAUGUCAGGAGGCUUCGAGACCGUGUUCUCGACCGCUAUUAUUGCAAUCGGUGUCUUAUCAACCCCAGAGGGGCAGUUAAUACAAGAGAGGGCCUACGCAGAUAUCUUGAAUUUCUACAACUCACCAGAAGAUGCAUUCGAACUUUGUGUAUCUGAAGAGAAGUGUGCUUAUGUCUCUUCUAUUGUCAAGGAAACGCUGAGGUUUUACCCGCCACUCAAACUUCUUCCGGCGCGGCAAUCCUUUAAAGAAUUUAUGUACCAGGAAGCUGUAAUUCCAGAAGGUGUUCUCAUCUACUUGAACGCGCAAGCUGCGAAUCGAGACAAGACAGUAUAUGGCCCGGAUGCGGAUGAAUUUCGGCCAGAUCGCUGGCUAAAGGCAGAGCAUGAUAUUCCCCCGCCUUAUCACUUUGCCUUUGGUGCAGGCUCGCGCAUGUGUACGGCGGUAAAUUUUUCAAACAGAGUCCUAUAUGCGACCAUCCUUCGUCUCAUUGUCUCAUUCAGAAUGGUGGAAGAGGAAGAAUGUCCGCCGAAUACCCACUAUGUGCACUAUAAGCGCGAUCCGACGGCGUCGAACGCCAUCGCGUCGGAUUUCAAGGUGCGGUUCAUACCAAGGGACGAGAAUGCAUUGCAGCGGAUGUUUGAGCGAUCGCAAGAGCUGUGUGCAGCUACUAUAGCGGAGACCGCUGGGACGGUUAUGGGCAACCCAUGA